Molecule: messenger RNA, 3024 nt
Organism: Cryptomeria japonica (Japanese cedar)
Lineage: Eukaryota; Viridiplantae; Streptophyta; Pinopsida; Cupressales; Cupressaceae
Product: receptor-like protein EIX2
Exons: 1
Coding region: 1-3024 (1007 amino acids)
Molecular function (GO): protein binding
Source: RefSeq, a predicted model, not a curated record
AUGAAAAUGUUUUGGGCAACUGUAGCCAUUGUUCUGCUCUUGCUGUUUAAUGGAGGUUGGUGUUGUCCAGGCCAUGAAAGAAAUUCCCUUUUGCAUUUCAAGGCAUCUGUUGUUGAUGACUCCAAUCAAGUGCUCAACUCAUGGCAUGGUUUCAACUGUUGUGAGUGGAAUGGAAUCCAAUGCCAUCCUCAAACACAUCAUGUCAUUCGCCUCGAUGUUUCGAGUGCUCAUCUGAUUUGUUCAAGUGGGGAUGUUCUUUCCCCAUUGUUCAGUCUGGAACAGUUGGAGUACCUCGAUCUUAGCUGGAAUAAUUUCAGUGGAGUUCCCAUCCCUCCUGGAUUGGGCAGACUCAAGGGUUUGCGCUACUUGGACUUAUCGUGGGCUGGGUUUAGUGGAGAUAUUCCGAGGGAGCUGGGGAACAUGUCUACUUUGCACUAUUUGGAUCUCUCUAACAAUGAUCUGAGAAUGAUGGACAUGCGGACGUGGACGGGAAACAUGAGAGAUUUACGGGAGCUUAUCCUGGACGGAGUGAAUAUGUUAACAGUGGAAAGCAAUGAGAUGGACAAUGCUCUCUCCACCAUGUACGCUCUCACCCAUCUUCAAAUGUGCUCGUGUUCCCUGUCUGGAGAAAUCCCCCCUUCCCUUGCCAAACUCACCAAUCUGACCUACCUCCGACUCUAUGCGAACCAAUUAGAAGGUACCAUACCUUCUGCCCUGCUGCGCCUUCCAAGACUGCAACUACUGGACUUGUCCAAUAACAGGGAUCUGGGAGGGAAGCUGUCAAGCAUUCUACCCCAAUACUCUGCUUCCCUUCACACCCUUAUUCUUUCAGCCACAACAGUGGGAGGAAGUGUUCCAGAUUCUGUUGCCAACAUUUCCUCGUUAACUCGGUUGGAUCUCUCAUCCUGCCAACUCGACCGUAUUCCAAAUACGAUGGCAAAUCUUACAGCGCUUAAAGAAUUGGAUCUCGGUGAUAACAUGUUAAGAGGACAGAUCCCGCUUUUUGGGCAAAGACCUCCCAUGGAAAGAUCUCUUCCUUUGACCUAUAUCGAUCUUUCUUAUAACCAGUUGGAUGGUCCCAUUCCCCCAAUGCUCUUCACUGCGUUUCCGAAUCUCCAACAUGUUGAUUUGAGUCGCAAUCAAUUGAAAGGCAGUAUUCCAUCGCCUGCCCGUAACCUUCACUACCUUAGAGAGCUCGAUCUGAGUAGCAAUACAUUGACAGGUAAAAUACCCCUUUCCAUUGGCCAACUCUUAUCUCUGGAAUCGCUUGAUCUAAGCAACAACAUAUUAGAAGGUGCCAUCCCCCUCAGCAUUUCAAAUCUUUCAAAAUUAGAGAACCUUGUACUGUACUCCAACCGGUUAAGUGGGGAAUUUUCAGAGUCUCACCUUCAUAAUCUCAGCCAACUUAACCUCGUAGGAGUUUCCGAUAAUCUCUUAACUGUCAAGUUCAGUCCAACAUGGAUUCCAAAAUUCUCUUUGGGAGGCCUGCGAUUAAGAUCAUGUAACAUGGAAGGCGGGUUUCCAACAUUCCUAAUAACUCAAUAUGAGGUUGGGGUUGUGGAUUUGUCCAACAACAGUCUCGCGGGAGAUAUUCCCCAGUGGAUAUGGGGUUUCGAAUCUCUCAUGUAUUUCAAUAUUUCUCAUAAUCACUUUGCAGGAGUUCUACCUCGUUCGCUGAUGGGACAUAGUCUAUUGGGUAUUUUGGAUUUGCAUAGCAAUAAUUUACAAGGUCAGCUUCCGCUUCCUUCUGAUUUCCUUCAGGCGUUGGACGUAUCAGAGAAUCAACUGAGUGGAUCCAUUCCAGAAGAAUAUUCUAGUCUUCAAUAUAUGUCUCUUUCUGGAAAUUAUCUCAACGGUAGCAUUCCUCCUAUAUGCCAGAUAAUGAUUGUAGAUCUCUCAAAUAACAAGCUUACUGGUAAGAUUCCUUCAUGUUUCAAAAAUUCUUCUUUUAUUGAGAUGUUGAACUUAGAGAACAAUUAUUUGGAGGGCGAGUUGCCAAGGCAGUUUGGAGACAUGCUUUCUCUUCAGACAUUAAAAUUGGGAGGAAAUGGAUUCAAUUCGUGUAUCCCAUCCUUGCUUGCAAACUGUAAGCAGUUGGAGAUACUAGAUUUGAACAACAACAAAAUGAGAGGGAUCAUUCCAAAUUGGAUAGGGCAGCUUUCAAAUCUUAAGAUUUUGAUCCUGAGAUCAAAUAGAUUUCAAGGCACAAUACCUUCAGAACUCACAACAUUGCCACUUCUUCAAAUCUUGGAUCUUUCAUCCAACAGUUUUUCAGGAAACGUUCCAGCCAACAUCUCAUCUUUGCAAGCUAUACAAAAUAAAACAGUCAGUGAAGAGAUCUUUCAUGUUAGAGAUAUUGAGGUGGUUCCAAUUUAUGUAGAUCAAGUGACAAUCAUUAAUAAAGGACAGGAGAUGGACUUUAUAAGAUCAUUGGCACUGGUAAAAUGUAUCGAUUUAUCAAACAACAAUUUAACUGGUGAAAUUCCUCCAAACAUGGGAUUACUCGAGGGUUUGGUUAUUCUAAAUAUUUCAAGAAACCAUAUAACUGGUGAAAUCCCAAAGAGUUUGGGGAAUAUGCUACAGGUGGAGUCUCUUGAUCUUUCACACAACCAACUGUCUGGAAAUAUCCCUUUGGAGCUGCAAUUGAUCACAUUCUUGAGUUACCUGGGCUUGUCUCAUAAUAAUCUUUCUGGAAAGAUACCAGAAGGGGGACAAUUCUACACAUUUGAGGCAUCAUCCUUUUCAAACAAUUCAGACUUAUGCGGCCUCCAACUCAAUAUAACCUGUUGCGGCCUUCACCAAAAUAAAUCUUGUCUUGCAAGCAUUCAGCCAGAGAUAAAUGUUGAUAAGAUAGAGGAUGAUGAAGAAGAUGAUAUAUGGUGGGGAGUUGGCCUGGGAAUCAGCUUUGCAGUUGGGUUUUCUAUUGUCAUUGGAGUGCUGUGUCUUACCACAACCUGGAGUAGAAAAUGCUUCCAGGUUAUGGAUAGCAUUAUCAUUUACCUGUUUGAGAGAUUGAGAAAAUAG